CUUCUGCCCAGCAGUCUCAAUCGAUUCCUUUGGGAAGGGUUUCCCAUGCGCACUCCUUCGCAAUGCCAUGGCAGGGGCCUUGCCAAGCUUCGCCAACUACACCGAGGAGGAGCUGGGCUGCUAUCGCCGCCUGCGGCGUCCUCAAAAAAUGAAGCACCUCUAUGGCCGCACAAAUGUUUGCGUCCGGCGAACACGGGGCGCUGGACUCGGAGGCGGUGCGGCUGCUGCAACGCAGCGGCCUGUCCCAUGAGACGCUGCGAGACCUUUGGGCCACAGCAGACCCAGAGAAGUCGGGGCAACUGGACUGGCGGCGGUUCUGCGCAGCCAUGCGCUUGGUGGCUCAUGCGCAGCAGGGGCACUUGGAGCCGGGCUUGCUUUGGCGUCCUCCAGCGAGUUUGCCGCGCUUCCAGUCAGAGGGCCAGGCGGUCAGGAGCCUUGAUCUCAGCCAGGAGGACAAGGCCUCCCCUAGCUCCCCCGGGUCUCCGCGCUUCGGUUUGGAGAGGGCGCCGGCGCAGCGAGCUCGCGCUUCGCCCGAGAGGCCGCCGCCCCCGGCGGUUGCCAGGCAGCUUUCCGCCAUGAGCGUCUCCGACCGAGCGCUGAUGCAACGGCUGCUGCAGGAGGCCGGCGGCCUGGAGGCGAAGGUGCAGCAAGCGCGGCAGGAGCAGAAGUUGGUGCGGGCGCAGGCGGACGAGGCGCGGAAGGUGGAGCUGCACAUGUCGGAGCUUCAGAGUCAGCUGGAGAGGCAUCUCCGUGAGAACCGGGCGCAUUUGGCGGUGCUCGCGGAGGAGCGGCGGAGGCUUACCGAGAUCAUUUGUGGCUCAGUGAACCAGGAGCAGGCUGCUGCUAAGCGCCGCUUCCUGGAGCAGGCUUUGGAAGAUGAGAUGAGAUGCUUGGAGGAGACUCGAGACUCCAACGCUGUCUUGGAGGAGUCGUGCCGAGGUCUGCAGGAGGAGCUGCGAAGCAUCCAGCAGGAGCGGCUGACCACCCGACAAGAGGCAGAGCAUGAGUUGCGACUUGAGGGUCAGGUGCCCACAUGGGAUGGAUCCAACCGUCUCACACGAGUGGGCGUGUGAGGAA
Messenger RNA from Effrenium voratum, 1077 nucleotides. NCBI's taxonomy places the organism in Eukaryota, Dinophyceae, Suessiales, Symbiodiniaceae. The record is from the annotation of a GenBank genome assembly.